GAGUUCGUGGGCCGAGGUCCGUCCUUCGCGCCCCCUCCGCGCUCCGGCCGUCGCACCCCCGCGCCUUGGUACGCGCCGUGGGUCGGGCUGGGCCGGUCCCGGGGCGGGUCCCGGGGCGGAUCCUGGGGCCCGCACCAGCCCGCGGUCCCGGACGGACGGCAGCCCGGCCCAGCAUGAGGAGGCACUGCUGGCGGCGGCGCCUGCUGGCGGCCGCGUGUCUGGGCGCCGCGCUCCUGCUCCUGUGCUGCGCGCGCCGCGCCCUGCGCUCCGCAUUAGAAAAUAGGGCCCUGGGAUCUGGCUGGCUCGGUGGGAAAAGGAGGAGUCCCCUGCAGAUGCUCUAUGACCUGGACAAGGGUCCUGGAUCCCCGCUGGCCGAGCUGCACCGGCAGCGACGCGACUUGUUGCGCAGGGCCUGUGAGCGCCACACGCGGCGCCAGCGCCUGCUGCAGCCAGAGGACCUGCGGCACGUGCUGGUGGACGACGCGCACGGCCUGCUCUACUGCUACGUGCCCAAGGUGGCAUGCACCAACUGGAAGCGCGUGUUGCUGGCGCUGAGGGGUUACGCCCACGGCGACCCCAGCGCUAUCCCCGCGCACGAGGCGCACGCGCCUGGCCGGCUGCCCUCGCUGGCAGACUUCAGCCCCGCCGAGGUGAACCGUCGCCUGCGCGCCUACCUGGCCUUCCUCUUUGUGCGUGAGCCCUUCGAGCGGCUGGCGUCGGCCUACCGCAACAAGUUCACGCGGCCCUACCACGCGGCGUUCCAGAGGCGCUUUGGCACGCGCAUCGUGCGCCGCCUGCGGCCCAGCGCGCACCCUGAUGCGCUGGCCCGCGGCCACGACGUGCGCUUCGCCGAGUUCCUAGCCUACCUGCUGGAUCCACGCACGCAGCGCGAGGAGCCCUUCAACGAGCACUGGGAGCGUGCCCACGCGCUCUGCCACCCGUGCCGCCUGCGCUAUGAUGUGGUGGGCAAGUUCGAGACGCUGGCGGAGGACUCAGCUUUCGUGCUGGGAUUGGCGGGCGCGCCGGACCUGCGCUUCCCCCCGCCGCCCCCAAGGGCCCAGAUGGCCGCCACACGCGAACAUGCUGCUCGCCUCUUCCGGGACAUCAGCCCAUUCUACCAGCAGCGCCUCUUCGACCUUUACAAGAUGGACUUCCUGCUUUUCAACUACUCUGCCCCCUCCUACCUUCGGCUGCACUAGCUGGCCAGCACCCUAGGGUACAACCGGCUUGGAGGCUGGCCCAGGCUGGGCUGGGCAGAACAUGCGAGUUUCUGACCAACCUCUGGUGAUGCCGAUGCUUCUGGUCAGGGGACCUCACUUUGGGAACUACAGCGCUGGCCCCACCUGGGCCUACCUCACACCUGGUUGGGUUUAGGUGCACUACCCCCCUCAGGUGGCUUGAUACCUGUGUGCCUGUUGCUUGGUGCCUGCUUGGUCUACCUAUUACAGCUGGCGUGCACCUCCCCAGGGCCCCUGGGUGGACCAAGAUUCCAUAAUCAGGUAUUUAGGUUGUGAGGGAGGCCUUAUUUUGGUCAACUCUGAUCUGUCCUUGGUGUAUCAGAGCUCAGUGCUGAGGCCUGGCUGAGUGUGGCCUGUGACCCUUCAAAGUGCCUGAGUCCAUCUCCCCACCCUGGCAGGGACAGCAUGGGCCAAGGAGAGAAGUUCUCUCUUGGCUGGACUCAGGGCACGGCUGUUCCCUUGGGCUGGGCCGGCUCAGGAUCCAGCAGCCCUUCACAGACCAGCCUGCCUAUCUCCGUUGUCUACCCUGGGUGUCCAUCUGGCCUGGGUGCUAGAUUGUUAGUGUGUGCUAGUGGAGCCCAGAGUGCAAUAUGGUGGCUCCCUGGGUGAGCUGGGGAAGUCAUGUUUAUUAAAUAAAUGCAUUAUUCUUGACUUUGUGGGUUUCUCUGCUUCAUUGUGCCAACUGCUCUGGGCAUGGGGCUGUGCCAUCUUGGACAACUCACUGAAUCUCUGAGCCUCAUUUUCCCCUGCUGUCAGGUGGCCCAGGGUGGUUAUGAAGAUCUGAGAAGAGAAUGGCUCACCUUCACAGCAGCCCAAAGAUGUGAGGGCCUGUACAGGGAGUGUAAGGGGAGGGCAGCCUUGUAGGGUAGUAAAUUCUGGCUCCAGGGGCAACAGUGACAACUUGGAGAAAAUUUAACCUAUGGCUCUGGCAGGGGCCAGAGAAGCUCAACCAGGCCUGUGCCUUUUGCUGCCUCCCUGCUUAGGUGUGUGUGUCUGUGUGUGUGUGAGAGAGAGAGAGAAAAAUGCCAGAACUUUGGA
This is a messenger RNA of Loxodonta africana (African savanna elephant), 2276 nucleotides long. RefSeq names its product carbohydrate sulfotransferase 13 (gene CHST13). Gene Ontology annotation, biological process: proteoglycan biosynthetic process; carbohydrate biosynthetic process. Gene Ontology annotation, molecular function: sulfotransferase activity. Gene Ontology annotation, cellular component: membrane. The coding region runs from base 174 to 1199 and encodes 341 amino acids. The record is from RefSeq and is a predicted model, not a curated record. The transcript has 3 exons. Lineage: Eukaryota; Metazoa; Chordata; Mammalia; Proboscidea; Elephantidae.